Messenger RNA from Aegilops tauschii subsp. strangulata, 1164 nucleotides. The record is from RefSeq and is a predicted model, not a curated record. NCBI's taxonomy places the organism in Eukaryota, Viridiplantae, Streptophyta, Magnoliopsida, Poales, Poaceae.
AUGAGCGCUCCCCUCUGCUCUCCCCCUGCCCCGGCUCGGCCGCUCCGCGCGCUCCUCCGUUGCGCCCCGCCGCGGCCAGCGCCCCCCCUCGCCGUGGCCUCGACUGGCCGCGUCCAGUUCGGGCGCCCCGGCGCCCGUCGCCCGCGCCCGGCGACGCCCGCGGCCGCCCCUGCUUCGCCUCCGCCGCUCCGCGACCGGCUUCCCCGGGGCUCGGCCUCUGCCCCGCGGUGCCGCGCCCUGCACCUGGCCGUGCCCGCAGUCGCCUGGGUCACCGCCGUCCUGCGCCCCGCCGGGGACCGCCCUCGCCCCGCGGCCAUCCCCUGUGCCCGGGCGGGCCUCGCCCCGUCACCGCCCGCAUGCGCCACCACGACGCCUCCCGCCUUCGGCCGCCGCAGGCCCCGCCCCGCCGCACCUUGCUCACCGGCGGCGCGCCUUGGCCGCGGCCACGCCUCGGGCCGACCCCGACCCCGAUCCCGCGUCGCCGCCCGGAGGCCCUCGCCGUCGCGCUCGCCCCGCCGCCCGGAUCGCCGUCGCCACCGUAGCUCCCCGCCGGCCAGCAUCCUCUACGCCGCCGUCCCCGCCAUCCCCCUCGACCCCCGUUGCCACGAGCCCUACACCCCCAGUGAGCGCUCCCCACUCCUCUCCCCCUGCCCCGGCUCGGCCGCUCCGCGCUCUCCUCCGUUGCGCCCCGCCGCGGCCAGCGCCCCCCCCCUCGCCGUGGCCUCGACUGGCCGCGUCCAGUUCGGGCGCCCCGGCGCCCGUCGCCCGCGCCCGACGACGCCCGCGGCCGCCCCUGCUUCGCCUCCGCCUCUCCGCGACCGGCUUCCCCGGGGCUCGGCCUCUGCCCCGCGGUGCCGCGCCCCGCACCUGGCCGUGCCCGCAGUCGCCUGGGUCGCCGCCGUCCUGCGCCCCGCCGGGGACCGCCCUCGCCCCGCGGCCAUCCCCUGUGCCCGGGCGGGCCUCGCCCCGUCACCGCCCGCAUGCGCCCCGCGGCGCCUCCCGCCUUCGGCCGCCGCAGGCCCCGCCCCGCCGCACCUUGCUCGCCGGCGGCGCGCCUUGGCCGCGGCCACGCCUCGGGCGUGUGCUCGCGAGCCCUGGCGGGCUGAGGAGAAGCUCACGGUCAGUCGGCACACGCGGAGCAUUGGCUUGAGGAUAUUCCUUUGA